Messenger RNA from Penicillium verrucosum, 1296 nucleotides. Its product is annotated as ACL4 family protein. NCBI's taxonomy places the organism in Eukaryota, Fungi, Ascomycota, Eurotiomycetes, Eurotiales, Aspergillaceae. The coding region runs from base 18 to 1205 and encodes 395 amino acids. The transcript is spliced from 2 exons. Gene Ontology annotation, molecular function: protein binding. The record is from RefSeq and is a predicted model, not a curated record.
UUUGACUGCGUCCUGCCAUGGGAAAGCCUAGACCGCAAAAGAAGAAAUCAUCCAAGCCCCGCGAAAAGUCCGUACUCGGCCCUGGUGGCUCGAUCUCGAAAGGCAACAUGGCUCAAGAUCCCUCGACGUUACUCGACCAAGCCACAAUCCUCCUACAAACUGGUCGAGCCGAUGAGGCACUUGUGGUUGCACAGCAGGCUCUGGAUUUGACCGCUGAAAAUACUACUGCACAGCUCCCCGCCAUUAACCUGCUUGGAGAAAUCAAUGUCGAGCUAGGCGACAUCGACACCGCUAGAAACUGCUUCCUUCAGGCUGUUCAACUCGAUCAGAAUGGCUCGAUACCGGAAUCUCAGGGAGGGGGAGCUGAGAAGUUCCUAUGGCUUGCACAAUUGAGUGAGCAAGGUGGAAAGGACAGUGUCCUGUGGUUCGAGAUGGGUGUGGCGUCCCUCAGACAGACUAUUCAGUCUCUUGAGGGGAAAACAUCACCGGAGCAGAUCGCCGACAUCACACAGAAGAAGACCAAGAUGUCUAACGCACUCUGCGCUGUCGCUGAAACCUAUAUGACCGAUCUUUCCUGGGAAGAGGAUGCCGAAGCUCGGUGCGAAGCACUUAUUACGGAAGCCCUCCUUGUCACACCCGAAGAGCCGGAGGUACUACAGACCCUCGCCUCCAUCCGGAUUUCACAACUACGUACCGAAGAUGCGCAAGCCGCGCUCACUCGGAGUAUGAGCUUCUGGAAGGAUUUGGCUCCAGAAGAUCUCAAAAUUCCCGAUUUUGCGGUACGCAUCAGUCUUGCGCGACUCUUGAUGGAAGUGAAUAUGGAGUUCGAGGCUCUGGAAGUCCUCGAGCGCUUGAUUCUAGAGGAUGAUCAAAGUGUAGAGGCCUGGUACCUCGGAGGCUGGUGUCUCUUCUUGCUGGCAGAAAAGCAACAGGCACCUAAGGAUGCGACCGCCGAUGAGCUUGCCGAGUCCCCGCGACAUGCAUCACUAGAUGCUAGUCGUGAAUGGCUCAAGCAAAGCUUGAAGCUCUACGAUGUUCUUCAGUACGAGGAUGACCGGCUCCGCGAUCAUGCCUUGGAGCUUGUACAGGAAAUGAACAAAGAAAUUGGAGAGGACGAUGAGAGUGAAGCUGAAGGAGAGGGAGAAGGCGAGGAUUCGGAUGUGGAGAUCGAAGUCGACUCCGACGACGAGAUGGCGGAUUUAUAGAUACCAAAAGUAACGACCACAUGAGAUGAUGUACAUGUUCAUUGAUUUGUUUGAUUUGAUACCACUAGAAGUAGUUUCUUUCAUUUUUUUU